Molecule: messenger RNA, 1003 nt
Organism: Saccostrea echinata
Lineage: Eukaryota; Metazoa; Mollusca; Bivalvia; Ostreida; Ostreidae
Product: zinc finger protein 330 homolog
Exons: 10
Coding region: 30-971 (313 amino acids)
Cellular component (GO): nucleus
Molecular function (GO): zinc ion binding
Source: RefSeq, a predicted model, not a curated record
ACUGUCAGUGUCAGAAAAUAUUGUCAAAUAUGCCGAAGAAAAAAACAGGACAGCGAAAGAAGGCAGAGAAACAAAGAGAAAGACAAAAAGAGAUGAGAAACGCGGAAAAAUCUUUAGCACAGAUGCCCUGCAAUUUCCUCAUGGAGUGCGAUCAAUGUAAACGAAGCCAGAAGAAUCGGGCUUUCUGUUAUUUCUGUUCAGCAUUACAAAGACUUCCCGUAUGUGGUCACUGUGGUAAACAAAAGUGUAUGGCAAAAUUUGGUGAUUGUUGCAUAAAACAUUCCGGAACUAACACAACUGGGCUGGCUAUGGUGGGUGCAAUCUGUGAUUUCUGUGAGGCAUGGGUGUGUCACGGUACAAGGUGCCUCUCUGUCCACGCUUGUACCUGUCCUCUAACGGACGCUCAGUGCUGCGAGUGUAAAAGAGGGGUGUGGGAGCAAGGUGGUAGAAUUUUCAAGUGUUCCUAUUGUAAAAAGUUUCUUUGUGAAGAUGAUCAGUUUGAGCAUCAAGCUAGCUGCCAACAACUGGACUCUGAAAACUUCAAAUGUUUGUCCUGCAAUAAGCUUGGGCAGUACUCGUGCCUUAGGUGCAAGACAUGUUUUUGUGAUGACCAUGUCCGGAGGAAAGGUGUCAAAUACUCUAAAGGACAGGCAAUCCCAUGCCCCAAGUGUGGCCUGGAAACCAAGGAGACAAAGGACAUGAGUAUCAAUACUCGUGCGUAUGACUAUGGAAGACAGAGAGGGAAUUAUGAGGAUGAUGUGGAUGAUGAAUAUAGCUACCAGAAUUACGACUUCCAGGGAGCGUCUGGCUUCUCAUUCGGAGGAGUGAAAGCUGAUGAGGAUGAUGAUUAUGAGGACAGUGAUGAUGAUUAUGAUGAAGAUGAUGACUUUGAUGAUGAAGAUAUAGAUGAAGAUGAAUUAUUAGAGGAAGUUCGUCAACUAAAACUUGACAACGAAAAAGCUGGAUCUUGAUGAUGCUUCCAAUAAAUAUUUUUACCAAAAGA